Messenger RNA from Harpegnathos saltator (Jerdon's jumping ant), 3411 nucleotides. RefSeq names its product cytosolic carboxypeptidase 6. Gene Ontology annotation, biological process: proteolysis. NCBI's taxonomy places the organism in Eukaryota, Metazoa, Arthropoda, Insecta, Hymenoptera, Formicidae. Gene Ontology annotation, molecular function: zinc ion binding; metallocarboxypeptidase activity. The record is from RefSeq and is a predicted model, not a curated record. The transcript is spliced from 8 exons. Bases 45 to 1850 code for a protein of 601 amino acids.
AGAGAGAGAGAGAGAGAGAGAGAGAGAGAGAGAGAGAGAGGAUCAUGGUCUUCCCUGGCGAGGGACGUGAUCCCCUGGAGCACACUAGUCUUUACCAGCGCGCCGAGAGCGAAGACAGCGAUGCAGAGGGUGGCUUGGGCAACGUGAACAAGAUGGUGAUGCGACCGCCGGGCCACAGCGGCAAGGCCAAGAGGGGCCACAUUUGCUUCGACGCGACCUUCGAGACCGGCAAUCUCGGCCGGGUGGACCUGAUCUCCGAGUUCGAGUACGAUCUCUUCAUCAGGCCCGACACCUGCGGCCCCCGGUUGCGUAUGUGGUUCAACUUCACCGUGGACAACGUGAAGGUGGACCAGCGGGUGAUCUUCAACAUGGUGAAUAUCUCGAAGAGCGCGAAUCUCUUCCGGCAAGGGAUGACGCCGCUGGUGAAGAGCAGCAGCAGGCCGAAAUGGCAGCGGAUACCGCGAGAGCAGGUGUUCUACUACAGAUCCGCGCAACAUCAGAAUCACUACGUGUUGAGCUUCGCGUUCGCGUUCGACCGCGAGGACGACGUCUAUCAGUUCGCCCUGACUUAUCCGUAUUCGUACACCCGCUAUUUGGGACACCUGGACAAUCUGUGCGGCAGGCCGCUGUACACGAAGCGGGAAACGCUGGCUGAGUCGAUCCAGAAGAGGAGUGUAGAGCUCAUAACUAUAACCUCCGACCUCGAAGACACGGAGCGACCUAGAAAAGUGGUCGUUGUCCUCGCUAGAGUUCACCCGGGCGAGUCGCCGUCUUCUUUCGUGUGUCAGGGCUUGAUGGAUUUCUUGGUCAGCGCGCAUCCUAUAGCUCAGGUACUCCGGGAGUACGUGAUCUUUAAGAUAGUGCCGAUGCUGAACCCGGACGGCGUUUUUCUCGGAAAUUACAGAUCCACCGUGAUGGGCUUGGACCUGAAUCGAUCGUGGAACCGCAUCUCCGAGUGGAUCCACCCCACCUUGUUCGCCACGAGAUCGCUGCUCAUGUCCCUCGACAAGAAUUCGCAAACACCCUUGGACUGCGUGCUGGAUCUGCAUGCGCAUACCAACGCGACAGGUGUUUUCGUUUACGGAAGCACGUACGAGGACGUCUACAGGUACGAGAGGCACAUUGUCUUGCCGAAAUUAUUGGCUCAACACGCGGAGGACUACGAGCUGGGCAACACCAUGUACAAUCAGGACCAUAACAAAGCCGGGACCGCUCGCCGUUAUCUGUGCUCCAUUCUGAAGGAGCACGUUAACUGUUACAGCAUCGAGGUCUCCAUGCACGGUUACAACAAGAAGGGGAUGCCCGGCAUAAUGCCCUACACGGAAGAAGGCUAUUACAGGCUGGGUCGUAAUCUGGCUCGCGUCUUCAUGGAGUACUACAAGCUCACCGGGCUUAUCCCGUCCGGACUGCCUGAUCAGCCGUCGAACAGGCGGACGCGUCAAUCCCGACAGAGACAUCGUCUUCCAAGGGAGCCCCGACCGAGAACAGUCAGGACCCCGGCGACCUUGCACCUCGCUAGCAUUUAUGAGUACUUCCGGGAGGAGGCUGCUGAGCCGCUCCCGAGCGCGCGUUACCGAUCGAUGAGCGGCACGCGGAUGGGCCAGCCCGGAACCGGAAUCGCGAGUGAAACUGGAACGACGGGCGUCGGCGGGUGCAGGAGCCGGAGCUACAGGUUCCGGAGCCCCGGGGCGCCAUUCGACAGGGUGCAAACCCUGACGACGGGCCAGCCCGCCGCCGCCCCACGGCUCACCAUUAUCGAUUUCAAUCAGCUGACGCGGGGCGGCUUGGAGCUCGCGACCAGCAGGAACAGAGCGACGAUACCUCGCAGGAGCGUCAAGUCGCGCAGAUAACGAUCGUGCCGCCUCGGAUUUCCUCCUCGAUGCGAAAUCCGCGGAGGUACGGACGUUUCCGUGAAGGGGUGAGACACGCACUUCGCCCUUUCCGGCUAUUUCCAUCGCGUACAACACGGACGAGACGAGGGAUGCCGGGGGCUUGCUUUCGCGUUUGCACCGCUGCGCUGUUAUCUACGCACUUGUGGGGCAGCUUCCGUGAGAUAAGAGAGUAUCGACGAGCAGCGGGCUCCGAUGGAAGGAAGACGGGGGGCGCCGUUGAUUCGUGCGAAAUGCAAAUGAAUUCUCGUGUUUGGUCAAAGAGUUGAUCCGUCGCGUCGAUCGACGAGAAAAAGAGAGAGAGAGAGAGAGAGGGAGGGGAGAGAUUGUACGCUUCGGGAAGAUUGUAUCGAAUCGACGGAUGCUAACUACGCGCGUUAGUAAUGAGCCUUCGUUCCUCUUACGUUCCUGAGUAUAACGGGCCACGGGUAUUGCUCUUCGCACACACGGCGAGCGUUGAUUCUCUCUCACAACGCAACACGGCGAACGCACAAAAGAGCGCAUUUUUCCGACCUUCUCUUACGAUGCCUUCGCGACACCUUAUUACUCGUGACAAUAAGCGAUUUCGCUGCUUGCCAGAGCUUAUCAGUCGAGCGAUACGCAGCAUACUUUACUACGCAUAUGUAUGCGUGUAUUUUCAUGAUACUUGUUACAUUUCUUAUGGUCGUUUAUGAUAUCGUUGUCAGAAAAAAAAGAGUUACUGUUAGCUACGUUACGCUAUAUAACUACUUGUACGUUAAAGUAUAGACAAUGUUACCAAUGGCAGAAUAAAUGGAUUACCAAGAAUCAAAGCAAACAUGGAGAAAUGCAUGCUUUCGUACACAUCACAACACCGUUCUCGAAUCGCAGCUGGAGCCUCGCGCGUAAUUGCCUCGUGAAACUUGCACGAGCCGACGAGCGCACAAUCGCCACGCGAUUGUUGUUAGCCUUGGAAGAGGCAAAAUCUCUUCCGCAAUCUUUUUCGACAGAGUCUCGCGUUUCAGCCGAUAGUCAGCGGAUAUUCCGAGACAAAAAUAGAAAAGGACAUAUCCGGAUUGACGAUUCGCGCUAAUUUGGAAAUUUCUUCCGUCCUGUAAUCGCGAUGGAAUUUUGACCCGUUGCGCAGAGUAAAAGAGACGGCGCCCCUCGAAAUUUCUUGUAAAAUCCAGAAUCAAAAUGCCACGGCGCGCGGCCUCUCGGGCUUUCAAACAAGCGGCAGCUGGUCUAAAUUUGGAUUUAGAGGCGGUAAGGAGCCAAGUCGCGCGGCGUCCUUUGGCUUUACAAGAAAUUUCGAAUGGCGCCCUGGAGCGCAAGGUGUCGACACUGUAUUAAUCGGAUUAAGACGGAUGAAAUCAGGUAGCGGACCUGUUUGCGCGAAACUUGGUUUUGGUUUCCCGAACAAAACACCUCUCGGUCCGGGUUCUCGUCAAACACACACCGGGAGAGGUGACGAUCGCGUGGCGAGCGGACGAGCGCUUCAGAUGCUAUUCGUAAACGAUCGCGGCCCUUUGCCGGCACACUUAAUCACGAUGUAACACGAUGA